Messenger RNA from Fonsecaea erecta, 1185 nucleotides. RefSeq lists its product as hypothetical. Gene Ontology annotation, cellular component: cytosol; nucleus; ubiquitin ligase complex. Gene Ontology annotation, molecular function: ubiquitin conjugating enzyme binding; cyclin binding; ubiquitin protein ligase activity. The transcript has 2 exons. Gene Ontology annotation, biological process: proteasome-mediated ubiquitin-dependent protein catabolic process; protein monoubiquitination; protein polyubiquitination. Bases 1 to 1185 code for a protein of 394 amino acids. NCBI's taxonomy places the organism in Eukaryota, Fungi, Ascomycota, Eurotiomycetes, Chaetothyriales, Herpotrichiellaceae. The record is from RefSeq and is a predicted model, not a curated record.
AUGCCUAAGCCGAAAAUCGUCCUUUACGCGGAAGCACUGACCCACAUCGGACAAUUGAACUUGCAUGCUUCCUUACAAACAGAAAAAAACGAACACACCAAGAUCCUGCUCUCCUCCGAUAAGAAAGUCAUUACUGCCAUUCACGAUGGGGAAUCCUCGAGCAUCUAUCUCCCCACCCAGAUUUCCGGCACUGCUCACGUCACGUUUCCCAUUGACAAGAGGACAGAAAUCUCAACUCGGUUGCAGAUAGACGAUGUCGGGCAGCUCAAACCUACGAGUGAGGGAGUGACCGACGUCGAAGCUCCCUGGUCUGCAGUCAGCCUGCAGGAACAUAGUUUCAUUUACUGCAGCCAAUGCGAUGCUGCUCUUCUGGUGCCGGACCGAAUCACGGCCUGGAAAGACUUGCCCAGUGAAAACUGGGCCGAGUUGAUGGACUUUUGGUUCUGCCAUAAGCCUCACAACAAGCAGUCUCCUCAUGAUCAUGCGGCCCAGUCCGCAAACCUCGCUGCAAAGGGUAAAGUCACUCCCUCUCCGGGGGUGACCAAGGACCCUACGAAGGAAGGUGUCGACGUCCUUCGAUGCGUUUCGUGUAAAGGCAGUCUCGGAUCUGGUGCAGGGGACGAGAGAAGCUACCGCCUCUACAAGUCCAGGCUGGCAGUGAUGCUAGAACCAGGUCAGGCUCUUGAAAGAUUCCCAGCUGCCGUCUUCCUGACCGCUCAGCUGCUGUCGCUGAUUGGGAGCUCGGUAAAUCGCAGAGUUGUUGUCCAUGACGGCAAGCAAUCUGACUCCGAGCACGGCCGUCAAGGUCUUCUCCUCUGGAUCUUCAACCCGGAUAUCUACUAUUCCAGCAGCAAGCGGGGACCUACAGCCCACCGCGCGAUGAAGGUGUUUUACAAAUUCCUUCCUCGUCCAGAGGAGUUUCUGGAUGGCCCGGGUUCGAACUGUGAAGAGCUUGUUGUUCCCGAAGAAGACUUUGGUGAGUUCAAACACACCUUACAAGAAAGCACAGACAUCCUCCCUCCAUCGGCGCGAACAUUCCAGGACUGGGACGUCGGUCUUCUGGACCGAUGGGAAAAAAAUGCGACAGGCUCCGCGAGGAUGGACGAGAACCCGCUGAACAAGAAGGUGGAUGAAGGAUUCGAGCUGUUCAAGUUACCCGCAGGGAUGCAGGAGCUCUAUCUUUGA